AUGGUGACGACGACGGACCCACGGCCCACCGCAAAUCUAAAAUGGCCCUCAAUGCAGGAACCUCAACACACGCUUACGAAGACUCAUCACCGCAUAUCAGCGCAACUACAAACGGGAGAGGAAACUCAAACUGCAAGCAGAGAGCUAAAAAUGGAACGUCGCGAACGUAUGGAUCAACUUGCUCGAGAUGAAAUGUCUCAAUGGCCCGAUGGUCCCGUGCAGAUGAGGAAGCUUUUAGACGGAACAGUGGCAUCUUAUGGCGUUGAAUUCGAUCCGGCCAACAAAAAGUUUGCGGUGGAGUCCGGUUUUUAG
Danaus chrysippus (African queen) is the source of this 312-nucleotide messenger RNA. The record is from the annotation of a GenBank genome assembly. Lineage: Eukaryota; Metazoa; Arthropoda; Insecta; Lepidoptera; Nymphalidae.